GCAGUCAUCUUAUUUAUCCGCGCCAACAUUUGGCUAAUCCAUCAACUUCAAUAUAAACAUCACUGCUUGUAUCCCUCUACUAUUACACUUUCAAACACAGUGGUAGCCAGCAUGGCCUCACACACUCAAACCAUGCCCCUUCCCAUCCGCACAAACACAGUCGAUUCGCAAAAGUCACGAUCAUCGUCAUCGGGCCAAAUCUCUCCACCAUACUCCCCAGCAUCACCAACAUCUCGCAUGGCAACAUCUCCAACCGAAGAGUCCUUCUUCGGCGCCAUCACAGCGCGAAUCUGCGGCCGCUCACGAAGUCGCUCUCGCGGUGCCCCAUCAGACAAGCGACCAAGGUCGCCGCCCAUGGCCAUGCCACCCGUCCAGCCACCACACUUACGACAUGCAUCUACCGCUAGCUCCACCAUUUCGCCGGGUCCAGUAGCUACCCCGGGACACAGUAUCAGACCAACUAUCCAGGAUGUAGGCAGGAGAACUACUAGCGGUAGCGACCCGUGGAGAGGCCGGCACUCAAACGACUGGCUUUUCAAUGGAUAUUCCGUUACUGCUUCAGCCAAGGACUUUCUCCAACGACGCAAGUAGACGGUGUACAGAACUGGUCUGCUUUAUGACGCUACAGCAACGGGGAAAAUAAUAUUCGUGUUUGAGCUGGCUCGGGCAAUGUAUUACUGCUUUCUUAUUAGCUCUCUUCGUAUUAGUUGCUUGUUUUCUUUUUCAUGUGUUAUCCUAAACAAAGUAAGUAGUUGUGUAAGAUAGUCAUUGUUAAUUAAAAUUCGGUGAAAUCUCCGAAAGCGUGCCGUUUUACUUGUUGUGAUCCUCCGACUUAUGUGUAGUACCAUGCGGAUAGGGGAUAUAGAUAACUUAGUGUUGGGGGUAUGUAUGUAUAUAUAAGGCU
Messenger RNA from Bipolaris sorokiniana ND90Pr, 904 nucleotides. RefSeq lists its product as uncharacterized. The coding region runs from base 112 to 591 and encodes 159 amino acids. Lineage: Eukaryota; Fungi; Ascomycota; Dothideomycetes; Pleosporales; Pleosporaceae. The record is from RefSeq and is a predicted model, not a curated record. The transcript has a single exon.